UCACCCUGGUUGCCUUAAGUCUUAGCGGCAUGAGAGCCGAAAACGGGCUCAAUGUGACCCGGUGUGUCCGCCAUACCGUCCGGUUGGUACGGCACGAUUGAUGACGUGAGCCGCCAGUGGCGAGGCGAGCUUAUCAGUUAGUGGGACGUCGUCAUAUUUUCACCUCCGGGACAGACGCAAACGAAGCAGACGGUGAAUAGAGACAAGAACCAAGACACGAGUAAAGAUGGCUGAUGACAUCAAGACCAAACUGGAAAACUAUCGCACCGCUCCGUUUGAUGCCAGGUUCCCUAACCAGAACCAGACCAGGAACUGCUGGUCCAACUAUUUAGACUACCACCGCUGCCAGAAAGCUCUCGAUGCAAAAGGUGCAGACAAGACCCCGUGUGAGUGGUAUCGCAGGGUCUACAAAUCCCUCUGUCCCAUGUCCUGGAUCGAGAAGUGGGAUGACCAAAGGGCAGCGGGGACAUUCCCAGGAAAGAUAUGAAGACCACCGUGUUUGAAGAGCACGAAGCUACAUCAGAACCUUUACAAUCGUCAUUAAAAAUGUCUAACAGAGCCUUAAUAAAUAAAGUACUAUAUAUAUCGAUAUCACUUCUUGUUUUUCGUGCUUAGAGAUAUUGUGUACUGGGAGGAAAA
Molecule: messenger RNA, 639 nt
Organism: Corythoichthys intestinalis (scribbled pipefish)
Lineage: Eukaryota; Metazoa; Chordata; Actinopteri; Syngnathiformes; Syngnathidae
Product: cytochrome c oxidase subunit 6B1
Exons: 4
Coding region: 227-487 (86 amino acids)
Cellular component (GO): respiratory chain complex IV; mitochondrion
Source: RefSeq, a predicted model, not a curated record